Molecule: messenger RNA, 297 nt
Organism: Ostertagia ostertagi
Lineage: Eukaryota; Metazoa; Nematoda; Chromadorea; Rhabditida; Trichostrongylidae
Source: the annotation of a GenBank genome assembly
AUGAGACCAGAGGAAAGGAAUCUGCGAUGUUCAUUCUGUGAUGAAAAGGGCCAACAUUACAGUGACAGCUGCCCCAGGUAUCGGUACGUGGAGACACGAAAGAAACGCAUUCGCUGCGUCAAAUGUCUGGACACUGACCACUCAAAGGAGCAAUGUGGACGAUCGGUGAGGAAUUGCGUCUAUUGUAAGGACGACUCACACAACAAGGCGCUAUGUACGCUUCCCGAGACCAUCGAGCAAAACGAAUGGGAGCUGAGGAAGCUUCGAAGGGAGUUAGACGCCCUAGAAGGAGAUAUG